Triticum aestivum (bread wheat) is the source of this 1896-nucleotide messenger RNA. RefSeq lists its product as uncharacterized. Lineage: Eukaryota; Viridiplantae; Streptophyta; Magnoliopsida; Poales; Poaceae. Bases 1 to 1896 code for a protein of 631 amino acids. The transcript has a single exon. The record is from RefSeq and is a predicted model, not a curated record.
AUGGACGAGGAGGAGGAGAUUGAGGGGGUGCCGGCCUUCUUCCACCGCCACCCUCUCCUCCUCUGCUUCCUCCUCUUCCUCGCCUUCACCUACGCCUUCGUCUACCCCGUCUUCGCCUUCGUCCUCGCCGCCGCCCCGGUCCUCGUCCUCACCGCCCUCCUCCUCGGCAUCGUCCUCCUCCACAGCGUGCCCCAGGAUCAUGACCCGCAUGUCUACAACAAGAUCAGCCACCGCCCACCACAAUGCCAACCAAGCACCAGACAUCACCACCGACCCUCCGACGAAUCCAGCGACUCCUCCUCCUCCUCCGUCGACGAAAAUGACCACCACCCACCCACCAUGUCCACCGCCACCUCGCACGCCUCCUUCCCCGACACCGCCGCCAACACCGAAUCAGAAUCAACCGACUCUGACCACGAAGGAAAGCAGCACAACCACCAGCGGUCCGAGAAAAAGGACGCGGUGCGGGCGGUCGCGUGGACGGCCGAUGACGCCAAGAGCAUCGAGAACAUCGGCUCGCUCGAGCUCGAGAUGAACGCCACCGUCGAGAAGCUCAUGUCCAGGCGUCGCGCCCGCGGCCACCAGCGACCUCUCCACCACCACCACCAGCACGUCAUGGAGCUCGACGACCCGUCCAAGCUCAGCAUCGCCACCAGGAAGAGGAACCCCUUCGACCUCGACGGGCCCUACGACGAGGACGACAACUUCCCCGACUCCGCACCCUCCAUGCUCGGCCUACGCCCCUCGCGCAACCCCUUCUUCGAUGAUGUGGACGACGAUCUCCGUCUCCAAGCACCACCGCAGCCGUCGUCCAUCCCGGGGGCGGGGGCGGCGGCGCAGAAGAACGCCAUGCUGUUCCGACGGCAUGAGAGCUUCACCGUGGGUGCGCCGUACGUGAGCGACUUCCGGCCAUCCCGCUUCAGGCCCUACUUCGUCACCGAGAAGAUGCAGGGCCAGCCGGUGACGGUUCCCGAGGCCAGCCGCAAGAGCAGCUCCUCGUCCACGUCUUCCUCCUCUGCGGGUGCCACUGCCUAUGCCUAUGCCUAUGCCUACGCCUCCGCCAACAAAGAAGAAGAGGCAGCAGCAGAACAAGAAGAAGCUUUGGCAGCAGCAGCAGCAAUGUCGGAGGAGGUGAAGCCUGGCGUUGAGUACAGCAGCAGGUCUCAUGAGGUGGCGGCGGUGGACGUGGAGCUCAUCAGCGACUCUUCCGACGAUGACAUGACACUGCCUGGUGGUGGCCAUGCCCAUAAAGGGCAGCAUGUACAGGCACAGCAGCAGCAGCAGCAGGAGGUGGCUGAGCAAGAGCAGCAAAUGAAAAUGAAGCUGCAGCAGGAGCAGCAGCAGGAGGAGCAGAUGAAGAUGAAGGUGCAGCAGGAGCAGCGAAUGAAGCAGCAGUUGGCUGAGCAGGAGCAGCGAAUGAAGCAGGCGGCUGAGCAAGAGCAGCAAAUGAAGAUGCAAAUGCAGCAGCAGCAGCAGCUGGCGUUAUCAGACGACGACGAGGGGGAUUCGUUUGAGGUGGAGAGCAUCACGAAACAAGUGGCAGCGGCGGCGGCGGGCAAAACCAAACAGCUUGAGACAGAUCCUGCAUACGACUAUAGCCCGUCAAAGACGGAGAAGGCAGCAUUUGCCCAGUUACCUCCUCCGGCGCCGCCAAAUAAGCUGCAGACGAUGCGGAGAGUGUUCUCAGAAGAAGACGCGGAUGAGCCAUGGGCAGCGCCGAGCGAAUUGGAGGAGACAGCUGAGAAUGAGGGCAGGGAGCAAGACCCUCCUCUUUCUGCUCCUGCUGCUGGUGCUGCCCCUCCUCUUUCUGCGGCCGCCAAGAAAGCUAUCGGCAAGUCCACCAAGGCGUACAAGCCGCCAUCCAAGAAGGCAGUCUUAGGCUUCUUCCGCAAGUGA